Messenger RNA from Parastagonospora nodorum SN15, 588 nucleotides. RefSeq lists its product as hypothetical. Gene Ontology annotation, biological process: mitochondrial translation. Gene Ontology annotation, molecular function: structural constituent of ribosome. Bases 1 to 588 code for a protein of 195 amino acids. The transcript has 2 exons. The record is from RefSeq and is a predicted model, not a curated record. NCBI's taxonomy places the organism in Eukaryota, Fungi, Ascomycota, Dothideomycetes, Pleosporales, Phaeosphaeriaceae.
AUGAACCUCUCCUCCUUCCGCCCGGUCUUCCGGCCAUUUAAAACAUCAGCCCGCGUACCCUCCGCCACCCCACGCCCCACACAAUGCCUCCAGCAAAGAACACCCGCAACAACAUCCCAAUUCUCAUCAACAUCACCAAUGCAAAAGCGCAAAAAAGGCCCCGGUCAAGAUCCUAGAAUCACAUCAAUCCGCUACCACCUCUCCCACCCGCUCACCCCGCGCCCCCUCCACUUCUCCCGCAACCGCUCCCUCCGUCACUGGACCAUCCACCGCGCCUGGCUCCUCUUCCUACGCAAGCGCCGCGCCGCCGAGCAACUCGAGCUCGAGCGCCAGUACAUGUCGAUGCGCGCCGCGUGCGAGCACCUGCGGCUCAUGGACAGCCACGGGAACCGCGUGGAUGAGAGCAAGGCCGGUGGGCAGGGGCCGGAUCCAGGCACGAUUGGUGAGGGAGGCAAGGAUGUGGGUAGGUUGUAUAGGAGUGCGAUGAUCAAGAGGGGGAUUUGGGGGAGUGUGCCUGUGGAGUAUGCGCGGUUGCAGACAGAUUAUCCGGGCAGGGAGGGGUGGAAUCAUGGGUGGACGAGGAAUUGA